Messenger RNA from Papaver somniferum (opium poppy), 888 nucleotides. RefSeq lists its product as uncharacterized. NCBI's taxonomy places the organism in Eukaryota, Viridiplantae, Streptophyta, Magnoliopsida, Ranunculales, Papaveraceae. The record is from RefSeq and is a predicted model, not a curated record. Gene Ontology annotation, molecular function: double-stranded DNA binding. Gene Ontology annotation, cellular component: chloroplast. Gene Ontology annotation, biological process: regulation of DNA-templated transcription; chloroplast organization. The coding region runs from base 1 to 888 and encodes 295 amino acids. The transcript has 2 exons.
AUGAAUUACCUUACGAAUUCUUAUGGAUCAUCGGAAGGUCAAGCUGUCGCUGUUUCUAAGAAAAUAAAUUUAAAAAGUAUAAAAAAUCCAGAAUAUGUCCUGACUUGUCUUCGGAAUUACGGGUUUACUCGACCCUAUAUCACCAAACUCAUCCUCAAGAAUCCAAUGACCCUUGUCGGUAAAACUAAAACAAAACUUAUCCCCAAACUCGAUUAUUUCAUUUCUAAAGACAUCUCAAAACUCGAGGUUGCCAAGUUUAUAUCUUCAAAUCCAUUUAUCCUGUCAAGAAGUUUGGAAAAAUACGUUAUUCCUAUAUUUGAUUCCAUUAAGAACAUUCUCGGUACUGAUAGAGAUGUGCUUAAAUUUUUCCAACGUCUGAGGACUCGUCGUGCAGAUAUGAGUGGAGAGCUGAUGCCAAACAUACAACUAUUGAAAGAUGAGAAUGUCCCUCCAUCAGAACUUUCCAAGUUUCUAAUCAACAGCGCAUCGUGUUUAACAACGAGCACUGAUAGAUUCAAAGGUAUAGUGGAACAACUUAAAGAUGACCAAAUUCAAGAUGCAUUUUUGAAGCAUCCUAUGUGUAUGUUGCACUCAGCCGAGACAAUAACGCGUAAAAUGGAUUACCUUGUAAAUAAAAUGGGUUAUAGUUCGUCCGAUAUUGCCAAGUCUCCAUCUAGUUUGUACUCUAGCUUGAAGAAUAGGAUCAUACCCAGGUGUUCUGUUUACCAAUUUCUAGUUUCCAAAGGUUUGAUCAUAAAAAAUGAAAUCUCCUCGACACUUUUGAUAUGGUCCGAGGAGUGCUUCUUGAAGAAGCUUGUGUUCAAGUAUGAGGUAGAAGCUCCUGAGAUACUGAACGUAUACCAUAAUUCAUCUGACUCUACAACUUGA